This is a messenger RNA of Triplophysa dalaica, 3128 nucleotides long. RefSeq names its product cAMP-regulated D2 protein. Bases 632 to 2635 code for a protein of 667 amino acids. The record is from RefSeq and is a predicted model, not a curated record. The transcript is spliced from 8 exons. Gene Ontology annotation, molecular function: cholinesterase activity. NCBI's taxonomy places the organism in Eukaryota, Metazoa, Chordata, Actinopteri, Cypriniformes, Nemacheilidae.
CUAACUUUUAGAUGCAGACACAAAGUAUUCACAUGAUUGAACAUGUUUUCUGUGGAUGCGUCUGUGGAUUAUUAUCACAGCUUUUACAAAACACUUCGCGGAAAUCUAUUAAACUUAAACCUCUCAGAAAAUGAUUAAACAGACAAGUGCAUUUAAUGAAAAUCACCAUCCCACAGGCUGACCUCACACACACAGAACGGAAACUAAUACAUUUAGGCAACUUAAAAUGCUUUUUUUUAUCAAACUCAACAUUUUAACUGCUUUUUACUUUUAAAUCUACGGUUUGGUUGUGUAGAAAUACAAAAUAUAUUUGUUUAAAACCUGACCUGUGUGUUCUCAGCUAUCCUCUCGUUGCCUGUAAUCUGAUUUGUUUUACAAUGGGUUCUUUGUAAAUUAGAGAGACUGAAAGAAACAUUUGUGAAUGUGGGGCAAUCUAACUCAUUGAUAUCACGAGAAACUUCACAAGAGCACGAGACGCAGUCUGAUUCCGUACAUUCAACUCUUCACUUUUUGAUUUAAUAUUCUGACAGCUUUAGUGGACACAUAAAACCUUAAUACACCAUAACACCUCUGCCAAGAAUUUUACGUGGACCUGAUCGACUGAGAACUUUCUGCAGAAGUGGAUCUAUCCAUGGCCAUCAUGGUCUUGUUGAGAUGUACGAUUAUCUUGGCUACACAACUUUCAAUGGGGACAGCUGGGCAAGGAGGACAAGAAACGGAACAGAGUCUCUCGAUAUACACAUUUGGGACAUUGUUCAGCUCCAUCCCAAACAUCAAACAUAAUGAAGAACUUGAGAGAAUUGACUAUGAUGAAAACGUCAAAGAUGUUUUUCUAGGUGAGUCUUUUAACAAAGACGUGUUGUCGAAGGCUUCAUACUUUGCGGCUGAUUAUUCUCCAGGAAAUGUUGCUGAGUCUGAAUGUAAUGAAAUCAAUUGUGAUGAUGAGAAUCUUGCACGUAAGGCUCCUGUGAUGGAUAUCACUGGAAGUGGUGAUAAAAUACCUGGGUUAAAUAAGAUGAAGCGUGAUGGUUUGGAUAACACUGCUUCGGUUGAUAGCUCUGAUGUUGACCCUGUGGUCACCACACGUCUGGGACGAGUUCGCGGUCUAACUUUAGAUAAAGCUUAUGUGUUUUCUGGGAUUCCGUAUGCGGACCCUCCAGUGGGGGUCAAACGCUGGGCGUCUCCUUCACCUGUGUCCUCUUGGAAAUACAUAUAUGAUGCCACGUUUCCCCGUCCUGCAUGCAUGCAGGUAUGCGCUGGAGAGUCAUUUCAGUCGUGUCCUACUAAGGUUAGCGAGGACUGUCUAUAUCUCAAUGUGUUUGUCCCAUUAAGUGUCAAUUUAUCAUCACCAAUAGUGACAUCACUCCCAGUGAUGGUGUGGAUUCACGGUGGUGACUUCAUCGCUGGCUCCGCCUCCAAACCCUUGUACGAUGGACGCUUUAUCAGUAACUAUAGCAACACAGUGGUUGUAAACAUAGAGUAUCGUCUUGGUGCAUUUGGGUUCUUAGUCACGGGAAAAGAUCCAGAGAGCUCUGCAGUUGGGAAUUAUGGGAUUCUAGACCAGCAGGCAGCCUUGCUCUGGGUCCAAGAAAACAUUGCUGCUUUUGGAGGAGACCCAAAUAAGGUGACUCUCUUUGGCGAGAGCGCCGGAGCCCAAUCGGUGUGUCUUCAUCUAAUGAUGCAGAACAGCGAGUCUUUGUUUAGACAUGCAGCCGUACAGAGUUUACCAUUCUCUAUACCAUUAAAAACAAGGUUGGAUGCUAUGAAACUGGGUUGGGAUUUUGCUAAACUGACAAACUGCUCAGUAUUUGAUCUGGCUUGCCUGCGGUCCCUCAGUGCUCGUGAUGUUCUCAACGCCCAGGUUAAAUCAGGUAAGAUCAUAAACCCCUUCUGCUUCCUGGAAGCCUUUGAGACCUGGGGGCCAUUCAUUGACGGAGAGCUGAUCCAGGAACAGCCAAUCACAGCCUUCCGAAAAGGCCAUUGGCAAAGUUACAAGCCCCUUAUACUAGGUACGACCUCUGAGGAAGGUGUGAUCUUUGUUUAUGGCAUUUUUAAUAAAUCUGUGUCAAUGCUGGAAAUUGUGCUGUACACGGCGGCUAUUUUUAAGCAACACACAUUUAAAAUUCUGCACAAAUACAUCCCAUUCUACCGAAACCUGGAUAAACGGGUCAUGCUUUCACAGAUUGUAACAGAUUACAUGUUUCUGUGUCCGACCCGAUGGUCUGCCCGUUCUGGAGUGAGCAUCGGUGGAUCGGUCUGGAUGUAUGUAUUUGACCAUCCACCGUCUGAUGACAGCAUAUGGGAGAAUCUUACGUUUUGCUUUAAUCACACUUGUCAUGGAGCAGAACUUCCCUUUCUGUUUGACUCCGCCCCUAGCACUAACCUCACACUUACACCUCAAGAGACCCUCUUAGCCAAUCAGAUGGCAUGUUACUGGGGAGCAUUCGCCCACGCAGGGGACCCAAAUUCACAGGGGGAGCAGACAUCCUUCUGCAGAGAGCAGAGGCUUCCUGUUUGGCCAAAAUACACAUUCACUGAGGGCUGGUCCAUCCUCAACCUGACUCUACACUCACACCCACAGCAUGGAAACAGAGACCAUUUCUGUGAUUUUUGGGACAGGUUGGACAUUUAUUGAGGACUGGAGAUUUGGGACUGGGUGAAGGAUGCACAACAUCAUGGUCCUGUCCAAAUGAAAAGUGUGACAAUUAAAUAGUAACACACAGCUAUCAAGCUAAUUGAGCAAUUUUCUUAUUUCCUUAUCGCAGUUUAUUAACAAGCUAUCUUUUCUUUUCUGUAGUCCAUACUAUUAUUAAUGUGACUUCUUUUGUAAAUAAACAUGGCAUACUUUUAAUAAUAAAAUGAGCUGUAUAGUUCUAGGGAUAGUUCCCAAAAAAAUCCAAGAUUCUAUAAUUAUUUAUUUGCCCUCAUGUGGUUUCAAACCGUUGUAUGAACAUAAAACCACCGAGACAUUUUUUCAAAAUAUCCACAGAAAAAAAAGAGUUGUAUACAGGUUUUGAAUGACAUGAGAGUGAAUGAAUAGUGACAAAAUAUUGGUUUUUGGGUGAACUAUUUAAUUCAGAGAACAAAUAACAUACUAUUUUUCAGAAAUAAAGCAAUUUUGUAGUUCA